Symbiodinium sp. CCMP2456 is the source of this 666-nucleotide messenger RNA. Lineage: Eukaryota; Dinophyceae; Suessiales; Symbiodiniaceae. The record is from the annotation of a GenBank genome assembly.
AUGGAAUCGCAGGCCACUGACAACGUCAGGACGCCGACAGCCGCCAGUCUAGAGCAGCUCGGCGGCGAUGUGCGUCUGGAGUUUGGAGAAGAUUCUGAGAGCUUCAUGCUAGCCAGCUCUCACGUGCUCCGUGUGGCUUCUCCUGUGUUCAACCGCUUGUUUGAGAGCGGCAUGAAGGAAGCACAGCAUGGCGUCAUCAAGGUGGAUGUGGCCAGCAAACAGGAGUUCAUCACCUUCUAUAAUUUGCUGGGUCCGUGGGCAUGGAGCACCGAUAAAGUCACGGAGGCGAACGUGGACUCCCUUCUGGCAAUCAGUGACUAUUACCAGGUCGAGAUCAUCAAGCAGACGAGUGAGGAUCUGCUGCUUACUCUUGCGCCCACUUGUGCUCGGCUCCUGCAAGCUGACAGGCACGGCCUCAACAGACAGUACCAGAGGUGCAUGGGGCACGUGGCCAGGGAGAGCACUAAGGAGGACUUGGAACUGCUCCGACAAUCUUCGCCGGACAUGCUCCUACAGGUGGCACUGAAAAAGCAGGACCAUGUGAAUGCGCUGAAGACGAACCGGAUGGAAAUCAUCAAGUAUCUCAAAUCUCGACCAACAUCCCAGUCGCAAGUCGCAACCCUCGCGGGUGUUCUCCGGACGAUGCAGAUGCUAACGGAUAAUUAA